CCCCACAUUGAAAAAUCCGCACAUUCACCUUUCAGUUUUGUUCUCAUACCCAAACUGCCGGCAAAUAUGCCUGCGUCGAGUUCUAACUCAGCUUCGCCGGCAAACGCCACUGUGCAGCAAGGUAAGGGAUUAUGGCGGCCGUUCGUCGUUGUUUUUGCCACGCUCCUGGCUCCUCUGGUGGCAGCCGUACUUUUUUACCAGCUCGAUUCCUUUGACCCGGCUCCUAUACCCCUCCACGAGUUGUCUCCGGUACCCCCCAUCAGUGCCUUGCUGGUUAACGACCACAUCCUGGCCGGAGCAGAAUUUCUAGGCAAGGGGCAGCUCAAGGGACCGGAGGAUAUUGCAUACGAUCCCAACUCGCAACUUAUCUAUACGGGAUGUGAAGAUGGCUGGAUCAAGCGAGUCACGGUGAACGAGUCAUCUGCUAACUCGUUGGUCGAGAACUGGGUCAAUACUGGUGGCAGACCACUUGGACUCGUCGUCGGACACAACAAUGAACUUAUUGUUGCUGACGGUUACAAGACUCUACUCAGCCAAUGAAUAAUAUUUUGCAAAAUCUGAGUGUGAUUAAAGAUCUAAAAUUAAA
This is a messenger RNA of Rubroshorea leprosula, 586 nucleotides long. NCBI's taxonomy places the organism in Eukaryota, Viridiplantae, Streptophyta, Magnoliopsida, Malvales, Dipterocarpaceae. The record is from the annotation of a GenBank genome assembly.